Molecule: messenger RNA, 1650 nt
Organism: Candidozyma auris
Lineage: Eukaryota; Fungi; Ascomycota; Pichiomycetes; Serinales; Metschnikowiaceae
Gene: CCT5
Product: chaperonin-containing T-complex subunit CCT5
Exons: 1
Coding region: 1-1650 (549 amino acids)
Biological process (GO): protein folding
Cellular component (GO): chaperonin-containing T-complex
Molecular function (GO): ATP-dependent protein folding chaperone; ATP hydrolysis activity; ATP binding
Source: RefSeq, a predicted model, not a curated record
AUGGCACAACAGGGAAUUCCAGAUCUCACCAAUGCCAUCGUGGCACAGGAUGAAAUGGGAAGACCUUUCAUCAUCGUGAGAGAUCAGGGCAAAAAACAGAGAAAACACGGCGUCGAGGCCACCAAAUCGCACAUCUUGGCGGCAAGAUCAGUUGCAUCGAUCGUGAAAACGUCCUUGGGCCCUCGAGGCUUGGAUAAGAUUUUGGUGAGUCAGGAUGGUGAUAUUACAAUCACGAAUGACGGAGCCACCAUUUUAUCCCAAAUGGAUUUGGAUAACGAGAUUGCGAAACUUUUGGUCGAGUUGGCCAAGUCUCAGGACGACGAGAUUGGUGACGGUACCACGGGUGUGGUUGUGUUGGCCAGUGCUCUAUUGGACCAAGCCUUGGAACUUAUUGAAAAAGGCAUUCACCCAAUCAAGAUCGCCAAUGGCUUUGACGAAGCAUGUACGAUCGCUUGCCAGCAUCUAGAUAAGGUUGCAGACACCAUCAACGUUAGUGCUGAAAAGCACGACUCAAACUUGUUGAAGGCAGCUAAGACAUCAUUGGGCUCAAAGAUUGUCUCAAAAGCUCACGAUCAUUUUGCCCAGAUGGCCGUGGAAGCGGUUCUUUCGGUUGCAGACAUGGAGAGAAGAGAUGUUGACUUUGAGUUGAUCAAGAUGGAGAGCAAAGUCGGUGGUGGUAUUGAAGACUCCACUCUUAUUAAGGGUGUUCUAUUAGACAAAGAAUUUUCUCAUCCACAAAUGGUAAAGGAAGUCAAAGACUGCAAAAUUGCCAUUUUGACUUGUCCAUUCGAGCCUCCAAAACCAAAGACCAAGCACAAGUUGGAUAUUUCUACCGUCGACGAGUUCAAGGUUUUGCAAGAGUAUGAGCAGAAAAAGUUCGUCGAGAUGAUUGAAAGAGUGAAAGAGUCUGGUGCCAACGUCGUGGCUUGUCAGUGGGGAUUCGAUGAUGAGGCCAAUCACUUGCUCUUGGCCAACAAACUUAAUGCUAUCAGAUGGAUCGGUGGCUCUGAAUUGGAGUUGCUCGCCAUAGCAACCAAUGGACGUAUAGUGCCUAGAUUUGAGCACUUGUCGGCUGAGAAGUUGGGCCAUGCUGGAACCAUCAGAGAACUCGAGUUCGGUACCACGAGAGAUCGUAUGUUGGUGGUUGAGGACUGCUCCAACACCAAGGCUGUCACAUGUUUCAUCAGAGGUUCCAACGAGAUGAUCACCGCUGAGGGUGUCAGAGCUUUGCAUGACUCUAUCUGUGUCGUGAGAAAUUUGAUUAGAGACAGCAGAGUAAUUUAUGGAGGUGGUGCUGCCGAGUUGACCUGUUCUAUUGCUGUGAACGAAGCAGCUGACCAGCAACAGGGUAUCGACCAGUACGCUUUCAGGGCAUUCUCCACCGCUUUGGACCAAAUCCCAUUGACACUUGCAGAAAAUUCAGGACUUGAUCCUAUUGAGACUUUGUCGAACCUCAAAUCCAAGCAGGUCCUUGAAAAAUCCUCUCAUUUAGGUGUGGACUGUUUGGGAAAGGGCACCAACGACAUGAAAGAACUUUUUGUGAUAGAUCCAUUGAUUGGCAAGAAACAGCAAUUGUUGUUGGCUACACAGUUGACGAGAAUGAUCUUGAAGAUCAACGAUGUGAUCAUCAGCGGCAAGGAUGAGUAUUGA